Drosophila suzukii is the source of this 309-nucleotide messenger RNA. RefSeq lists its product as uncharacterized. Lineage: Eukaryota; Metazoa; Arthropoda; Insecta; Diptera; Drosophilidae. The record is from RefSeq and is a predicted model, not a curated record.
AUUGCCAAAGAAAAAGUAAUAUUCCAAACACAUUCUACUUCCCCUUUUUGCCUCAUCAAGGGCACCCAUUUCGGUCGGAAUUUCAAAAUCCAAAAAAUAAGAUGUCUGAUAUCAACUUGACUGCCUAUAACGUCUUCCGGCGCGAUCUGGCCAGAAUAUUCAAGACAUUCAACUCAUCUACACAAACCGAUUUUACUGAUGAAAUAAGCACAAACACCGACCUCGAUUACAAAUCCGAUUUGGAACCCAAUCUUUCGCAAAUUUACGAUCUGGAACUGGAUUAGAUCGAUAGAUUCAAAGAAGAGUCCU